Molecule: messenger RNA, 1137 nt
Organism: Abrus precatorius (Indian licorice)
Lineage: Eukaryota; Viridiplantae; Streptophyta; Magnoliopsida; Fabales; Fabaceae
Product: GDSL esterase/lipase 5-like
Exons: 5
Coding region: 1-1137 (378 amino acids)
Molecular function (GO): hydrolase activity, acting on ester bonds
Source: RefSeq, a predicted model, not a curated record
AUGGCAAGUUUAAGGGUCUCGGUGUGUGUGUGGGUUCUUUUCAUGAGCUCAUUUAUUCUCAACAUUGAUCACUUGGAUGCCCAAAUCAGCAACACCUGUCUGCCAGAAAACCACAGACCCCUAUUCAUAUUUGGAGACUCACUGUUUGAUCCUGGAAACAAUGACUACAUCAAUGCCACUACUUUUUUCCAAGCCAACUUUCCCCCGUAUGGAGAAAAUUUCUUUAAGUAUCCCUCAGGAAGGUUUUCUAAUGGACGUGUAAUCCCUGAUUUCAUUGCUGAAUAUGCUGAGUUGCCACUAAUUCCGCCAUACUUGCAUCCUGGAUACCAUGAUCACUACAUUUAUGGUGUCAAUUUUGCAUCUGCGGGAGCUGGGGCGCUGCCAGAAACUAAUCAAGGCUUGGUGAUUGACCAGAAAUCUCAGGCUCUAUACUUCGCUAAAGUUAGCAAGCAAUUCAGGCAGAAACUAGGAGAAGAGGAAGCCAAGAAACUGCUGUCUAGAGCUAUCUACAUAGUUUCAAUUGGAGGGAAUGACUAUUCAGCCCCUUACUACACAAACUCCACUACCCCUGUGGCUAUUCCAUACUCUCAACAAAAUUUUGUAGACUUCGUGAUUGGCAAUAUAACAACAGCAAUCAAAGCAAUUUACAAUGAAGGCGGAAGAAAUUUUUGGUUUUUAAAUGUAGCUCCAGGGAAUUGCCUUCCUCUUUUAAGGAGAUCUGUAAAUGGAACUUCAAUAGAUGCAUGUCUUGAAGAAGAAGCUUCGGCACUUGCAAGGCUACACAAUAAUGCUCUUCCAAAAAUACUUCACAAACUACAAAAACAAUUAAAGGGAUUUAGAUACUCUAUUACCGAUUUCUAUGGAACACUUGUUGAAUUAAUGAGGAACCCUUCAAAAUAUGGUUUCAAAGAAGCGAAUGCUGCUUGUUGUGGGGGUGGUCUCUACAGAGGAGACUAUAGUUGCGGUGGGAAAAGGGGCAUUGAAGAAUAUGAACUAUGCAGCAAUGUUAACGAGCAUGUGUUCUUUGAUUCUCUUCAUCCAACGGAGCGUGCUGCUGAGCAUUUCGCUAAGCUAAUGUGGAGUGAAAUCAGAGAUGUCAUUAAACCAUCCAAUCGAAAACUGAUGUUCGACGUUUGA